AACAGUUUUCGGCGCCAAAACGUACACGCUUGUUGCCUGGCACCGGGUCUCUUUUGUCGGCGAGUUUUAUCGUCGUGUUUUACGGGAAAACGUCCUAGCUCCGGAAAGAUGCUGAGUGUCGCAACGGCUACGGUUCACCGGAGUAUGCGCCCGAAGACUCCGAGUCCUAAUUCAAGCCCUUCUACUAUCGCAACCGUCGGAAAUGUACGCUCAUGGAAUUCGGAUCAUACGCCAUCUUCGAAACGCAGGAAAACUCGACAAGGUCCUUGCAGUGCACGCAAGAAGAUAUUACCAAAUCCUGUCGAGGAGGUAUCGCAUAAUUUUGGCAUUAAUAAUCCAGAUAUUACCGUCACUAUUGUACCGCGAAAAGAAUCGAUAACUCAUUGGCUUGAUUCCGCACAACGUAAAAACAGCGAAACGGUCGAUAAAGAGAAGCAUAAGUCAGAUGAGGGUGUACUGUUCACGGAUUGUAACGAACUCACUAUAUUAAGCAUUCCACGGAAUUCAACUGGAAAAACGCAGGAUUGUGCAGAAUCAGGAAAUGUGUCAAAACACGUAGCUGUUGUAUCGCCAACGGGUAUUAACGAGAAUGAGAGUGGUUCCAUUCCGUCAAAACCAAAAGUACCAUUAUCCAUACAUCAAAAGGAUAGUAAUGAAACGGAAACUAAAAUCAAUGGGAUGCAAGACAAACCAAGUGGCUCCUUUUGGCAAACUUGGUUGGCUCAGAAGUCGGAUAAAUCAAAAGGGCCUGCAGUAAUUACAGUUCCCAUUGAGAAUGGAGCAGAUCAAGCUUUAUAUUCAUGUGAAGCAUUGGGAAAUGAUUUGUCUCCGGAUCAACAUAAAUUGAGAUCUUUUGAAUGCAUGAGUUCUAAGUUAUUGAGAGCAACCGCGUAUUUAAAUACUGCCAAAGAACAAUCGGAUUGCUCAGAAAUUAACGCCAAGAAACAGGAAGAGGGUGAGGGCUUUACUUCUACUCGGAAUAAGAACGAUAUUCAAGAUAUCGCUUUAACGAUCAGUGAUCCGGCAGAGGAUGAUUCUGCAAUUUUUUCAAAUAGCGGAAUCGUCGAGAACUGGGAUGAUGAUAAUAUCGAAACAUCUGUCUCAAAUGUAUCCCUUGAUUUGUAUAAAUCAAAGGAUUUACAAGCAAAGAGUAACUUGGAGACACCUUACUACAUGACUGGAUUUCCUAAUCCACCUGGUGAAAAUCGAUGUUGGCUUAAUGCCACUCUUCAGACACUGUUUGCCUUACCUUUCAUGGAAAGUUUUCAAGAUCGUAAAUUUAAUGACCUUUCCGAAUUAACAAAGAUGUUCUUGCGCAUGCCCACCUUCUGGAAGAAAGGAUCUUUGGAGAAGCAGAAGAUGUAUCAGACUAUCAAAUCGUUCAAGAACGAACUCCUGGUACUGGAUGAGUCGUAUGCUUCCGAUCGUCAGCAAGAUGUUUCCGAGUUUCUCAUGAUAUUUCUGAAUCAUGUCAAAGCGGAAUAUGACAAAUUUCUCGAGACAGAUUCUGUGGGUGAGAACACGGAGAAUAUUCCAGAAAAUCAGCAGGACUCUCGUAGGCUACUAAAAGCAGCACAGACUCCUUCAAAGAGACAACCGCUGACAGAUAUUUCAUUAACAGAACGGAGGUCUAAUCAGAGUUCUGAUGACCAUUGUUCUAGUCCAACUACCAGAAGGCCCACGAUUACUUACGGUGUCCAAGACCUCCUUAGCCCAAAAAUCAAUCGAAUGUCUAAUCCUGUAGAUCCAUCUUAUAAAAUUCACACUCCACCGCAGAAUCACGUGGAAUGUGAAAAUGAGGCACCGAUGCUGACUAAUCCUAUCGACGAGUACUUCUUAUUGCAUAUGAUGGAACAUUAUACUUGCAAAGGGUGCUCAAAAUAUCGUCAGAAAAAGGUAGACAACCUAAUGCUUUAUGUUGACGUCCCAGCAUGUGAUUUUUCAGUAGUGAGUCUGAAUGCCGCGGUCAAGAAAUGUCUCGCAACCGAAGAGAGGAGCUUAACUUGCAGCAACUGUAAGGAUACUGUGCAUAAUAUGAGAACCACGUUUCGAAGACCUCCCAGAAUUCUUAUGGUACAAGUCAAUCGAUACGGCAUGGCUAGUGAUGGUUCUUGUGCGAAGAUCAGUACGACGGUUGAAAUUUCUGAAACUCUGGAGCUUGAAUCCAGUUUGAUGAGUAAUCCAAGUGAAGGACCUCAGACGUACGAGCCGACUUGUAUAAUAUCUCACGUUGGUGGCACAAUACAUUGUGGCCACUAUACUGCUUAUGUCUACCGACAUGAAAAGUGGUUACACUAUAACGACAUGAGCGUAACGACCAUGACCAAAAGGGAAGUUUUGACGGAUGCCAAGAACACUGCGUACCUUAUAUUUUUUGUUAACAGCACAAUCAUGAAGCAUUCACAGGAGAAUUCUAGGUCGUGAGCCUAUAGUGCCCGAGUUAACAAAACGGAAUCAGUCGCGCAUUUUUUGGCGUUAAUUUUAAGACAAUGUAUGUGUAAAAUCGAUCAAAGGAUUAAUGACACGAAAUGAGUGUUACCAUAGCGCGUCAUUACGGGAGAAAUGGAGCUUACCAAACACUGCCAAUUGCUCGAAAAUGUGCACAUUUCAUAAUUUUAAAAUAAGGGAAGCAAGGAACAUAAAAGUGUACACAACUCGAAAUUACCGCCAUUGACACUAUUCAAUUGUGUAAGUAGCAUAAACUCCUACAUUUUUGUUUACUUUAAUAGAAGUGGUCCACGAGCUUCUUAAGAAAAAAAUUAACGUAAUCUACAAUGGCGUAAUCUGGAGUUACAGAGAAUAUACGGUAAUACCAAAAAGCAAAUUCAGAAAGUGCAUUUCAAAACUAUUUCGAAUUAUGAGAAAUCUGUGAUUUCCAAUUAUAGUAGUACAGAGUGAAAUUUGACAUUAAUUUUAAUAUUUAAAAUUACUGUUCCUCUGGGGGAGUUUUUUUUUAUUAAAUAACAUUCAGAUCUUGCAAUUCUUUUUGUGCUUUAAGAAGAUCGUCUGCAACCGCAAACGAUUUAUCAGAAAGUACGUAGUAGAAUAUUUUUAUUCUUACCUUAAUGUCUGCAUAUAUAAUCGAUAGCGGUAGUGGCAUACCUUGGUCGAUACAUUUUGCGUAUCGUUCAAAGUUGAUGGAUGAAAGUAAUUGCUUCUGAAUUGUGUUAAACCGACGCUUACCUUAACGAACGACAAAGAUGGAGUUCGAUUUAAGCUAUGAUGUUAAUUAUAUUUGCCGUUAUAUGAUAUCCCAAAAAAGGCCGCUGUAUCAUAAUUAAGAGAAGAAAGCAAUGUCGAGAUUUUUUAAUCUGUACUGAGUGCUUCUUGAAAUUGCCAAAAACACUUAUUUGUCUUCCCACAAGACAAAACGUACACUUUAUGUUCUCAUUAAGUAUGUACUGUUCCGUUAAGUCGAUUUGUGGAGGAUACCGAGUGCUUAGUCUUUAGUUUCUUCUUAUUUAGCCUUAAGUUCGCCCAGUGAACGCUCGUAAAUAAGGAAUUGUAAUUUUGAAACGGUCCGUCCUAUUAGCUACAGGACGUUUCUUCUCCGAAUCUGGAUUGUUUCGUUUGCAAUCUUACGAGUUGAAUUUAUGCGACGAUGUACAAUCUAUCGUUUUUAGUCGUCGCCAAAUGUAAAUAAUUCGUUCUCGAGCAAUUAAUGCCUUACUGAACCACAAAAAUUGUAUAUAAGAUAUUAGUAUUUUUUUCUAUUAAUAAGAUGUAUAAACAGGAAGGGUUAUAAAAUUAUAUUUUUCAACAGAA
Orussus abietinus is the source of this 3765-nucleotide messenger RNA. RefSeq lists its product as uncharacterized. Gene Ontology annotation, cellular component: cytosol; nucleus. Bases 109 to 2424 code for a protein of 771 amino acids. Gene Ontology annotation, molecular function: cysteine-type deubiquitinase activity; cysteine-type endopeptidase activity. The record is from RefSeq and is a predicted model, not a curated record. Gene Ontology annotation, biological process: protein deubiquitination. The transcript is spliced from 5 exons. NCBI's taxonomy places the organism in Eukaryota, Metazoa, Arthropoda, Insecta, Hymenoptera, Orussidae.